Molecule: messenger RNA, 333 nt
Organism: Coffea arabica (coffee)
Lineage: Eukaryota; Viridiplantae; Streptophyta; Magnoliopsida; Gentianales; Rubiaceae
Source: RefSeq, a predicted model, not a curated record
AUGGCAAAGGUGGCAGCAAACAGUUUAAAAAUGGUCUCUUGCAGGAGAGGAAAGAAUUCGGCUGAUCAAAAAGCUAUCUUUGAUCUUCAAUGGCAAGCUAAACAUUCUGUAAACAAUGUUGCACCAUGCACAGGGAAGCCAGCAGUUGAUUAUACAGCACAAGAAUCUUUUUGGCACAUUUCCACCAAUCCUGAACCUAGUUUCCAUUUCUCCCAACUUGCUUAUCCCCUUCUGGAAGCAUCUGGGGCUGGAAUUAUGUUCAUUUCAUCUGUUGCAGGUAUAGUUAUAGCUGUUGAUGGAGGAUUAACUGUGAUUGGUUGCAAAUGGGACUAA